Drosophila navojoa is the source of this 270-nucleotide messenger RNA. RefSeq lists its product as uncharacterized. The record is from RefSeq and is a predicted model, not a curated record. Lineage: Eukaryota; Metazoa; Arthropoda; Insecta; Diptera; Drosophilidae.
CACUAUGUCAUUACUCAUUGUAUUUCUAGUAUUUCUGCUGGUUUGCGUUGCCUAUGUCGGUUACGUUAUUCACAAAAAGGAAAUUAAUCCAAAGGAAAUACGUGUGAGCAACUUUCAGGAUGCAAAGAAGUUGCUCACUUUGCCUUCAAAUUCUGGUCCCCAACGCUAUUUGGCGAAAAGAGCUUGACCGGAAUUAUAUUCAAAUACCGCAUGCAUUUUUCGUGUCAUUCCCACCUGAAGAAUGAAAUGCGAUGUCUACUUACGUUUAGC